This is a messenger RNA of Funneliformis mosseae, 1101 nucleotides long. The record is from the annotation of a GenBank genome assembly. Lineage: Eukaryota; Fungi; Glomeromycota; Glomeromycetes; Glomerales; Glomeraceae.
AUGCAACCGCGACAAACUUGGAAGACUAAAAUUCUUGUAGUUUUGAGAUUAUUAGGUUCUUCAACGAAGGCUUCCAAAAAUGAGGAACUUAAAAUCCCACCUUCGACCACGUACUCGGAUGAUUCAGAUGGAUUCAACUCUGAUACGGAAGUGAGCAUAAAAACCACUUCAUCAGACCUGGCAGAAACCAUAAAAUCAUCUAACAACACUAUUGCGUCAAAAGAUUUACGCGAGUGUAAUGUAUGCAAGAACAUGAGAUCACUCAAUUGGUGCAAAACGUGUGAAUCAAAAGAAUUUGCAAAGCAUUUUUCAGAUUGGACUAGUAAUAAUGAAUUAUUGAAUAAAUUUAUUAGAAAUACGCAAUAUAAAUCGUAUGAUCAUAGAUUUUAUUGGGAAUGGAUUCCUUUUAAUCAAUUUUCUAAUGUACAACUUUUGGCUAAUGAAAGUGUAUUCACUGCUAUUUGGUUGAAAGGACCAAGAAAUCAUUGGAACAAUGAAAGAAUGUUGUACGUCAGGCGUAAAUGGUGUAAAGUGGUUUUAAAACGACUCGUUCAUUCUCCGGACAACAUCGAAUUUGAAUUCAUCAACCAGCUUCGAAGUCAUUAUGGACGUAAAAAAUCCCGUUGUGAACGAACCGUACAAUUUUACGGAAUGACUCUAGACCCCGAGACAAAUUGUUACAUGUUGGUAACUGAAUAUCAUAAUAAACGAGACAUUCGUACUUCAUUACAAGAAAAUUAUUCGGAAUUAACCUGGUCAGAUAAAUUACGAUUGUUACAUGAAUGUGCGGAAGCUUUAUUACAUGUUCACUCGAAAGGUCUUACUCAUAAAAACUUACACACUGAUCUUUCAGACUUUCAGUUUAAGCGCGAGGAUUUUGAAAUUCACCCUGAUGCUAUUUAUACUAGCAGACCUCUUGUCGAUUUAUUAUCACGUGAAUUCGAACUUCGUGAUCAAUUUCGGAAUGAAGCCGAAUUAUCUGAACAAAAUGAGUUGGAAGGGUCUUCUACUAAAGAUUCCGAAGAGAUCGAUGAAAUAAAAGAUGAACGCGACACGACCAUGACAUCAAGUGAUAAUGAUUCUUCGACUGAAUCAUCUUAA